AUGGCCUGUCCAGUCUACACUCAAAAGAAGCUCAACUACUUCAGAAUUUGUCAUGUAGUCACUGAUAUUAUACCGCAAGGGCUGCGAUCCAUUUUUAAACAGGAAUGGGACAGUCGUUACCAGGCAACGUUGGGAGAAUGGAAAGAUACACCUCAAAAUGGACUGGACUUCUACAACAAGGAGUCUCCCCGGAGCCGAACGCGAAAUGCUCGUCCGCUGGAAAGGAUAAAAAACGGAAAGAGGGAACAGUGGGAUUGCACUACACUCUUCUUCGCAAUCCUUCACUCCGAUUCUAUUGGCCAAGGACUCGAUCUAGCAGUUCGCUCGAAUGUCGAUGAUCUCAGAGAAGUUCGCAAUGAAGAGUUCGCUCACGUGUCACAUGGUCAGCUGUCAGGUUUACAAUUCAACCUCGCUGUUCGUAAAGUCGAGAUCGCAUUUCUGUUACUAGGUUUAUCCACCACUGAAAUUGAAAAUAUCCGCAAGCAGAAAAGUUUUCAGACGGAGGAACUUCGAAAUGUUUUGAAAAACGUCCAGAGCCUUUACCAAGAACUACAUGUCACCAACGUGAAACUACAAACCUCAGAAGAAGAACGGCAGCUACUUGAAGAAAGACAUCAAUUCCUUGAAGAACACCUUCAAGUCCUCGAAGAACAACACCAUAUCCUGGAGGAGCAAGUGCAUAAAAAUGUUCCUUCAUUCUGCAUUCUUCCGCCUAAACCCCUGCACGAAAUCGCAUCUCGCGAGAGCGACGUUAAUUCUAUAGCAAGAGAGCUUGAACAACUAAGGGAAGCAAAUGAGAGUGAUUUGAGUUACCUAUAUAUUUCAGGUAACCCUGGAAGUGGUAAAUCUCAACUAGCCGGUCUAGUAGCUCAGAAAUUCUACGAAGCAGCUAACAAAGGCCUCAAAUCCCCCACAUUCGUAAUGACUCUUAAUGCUGAAAGUUCAUUAACGCUCCUAGAAUCGUACGCUUCUUUAGGAAGACAAAUCAAGUGCCCUGAACACACCAUCAUGCAAACCCUUAAUUCAACAAAGAUGCAGGUUGAAGAACAAAUCAACAAUCUAAAGGAUUUGAUAGCAGCCAAAAUUCCUCUUUAUGGUUCUUGGCUCAUGGUGGUCGACAAUGCUACAAGUUUGUCUAAAGUAAACGAUUUUCUCCCUCUGUCCAGAAACCAACCGUGGAUGAAAGGCCAGUUGCUUAUCACAACACAGAACACUUCUUCCAUCCCCCCCAAAAGCUCCUUAGUCUCUCACAUCUCAGUGAGCAAAGGCAUGACGCCCAUAGAUGCCUGUUCUUUUUUAGAGAAGGUUUCGGGGAUUAGACACCAAGGAGUAGAAGAUAAAGUUGCAGAGGCAUUAGAUUACCAACCUCUCGCACUGGCUGGUGCAGGCGUGUACGUCAGAGAGAUUUGUGAAAGUCAAAGAACCUUUGGAUGGAAUGAGUACUUAGAAAAGCUAGAAAGAGGUAUGCGAACCUGUACUGAAACGAAAUUGAUGGAAACCAACCCUCACUACACGAAAUCGAUGACUGAGGCAACAAGGCAGGCCAUUGAAAGAGCGUUAAAAGAUGACAGUGUUUUAAAAAGCGUAUUUACGUUCCUUUCUCUAUGUUCUCCACAUCCUUUGCAUCUAGACAUCCUCAAGAAUUACAUUUUGAACGAAAAGAAUCUGCUUUUGGAUAAAGUAGAAAUUGAUCUUAAGAUCAAAGGCUCCUCACUUUUUAUGUUGGAAAAAAGAGAAAAUGAAAAUUUUGUUAGGAUGCAUAGAGUUGUGCAUGAGGUAAGCAAAUCUGUUCUCAACAAGAGCCAGGAGCCUGAUGAACACCCCCAAAAUGUUGCAUUAGCUGCAACGUCAUUCAACCAAUUCAUAGACACUUACCUUUCAAACAAAUGGCACGACCGAAACUCUACUCCUGACACUGAGCAUCUCAUUCCACACCUGACUGUAUUUGCUGCAGAAGUUAAAAAGGUCUUUCUUUGCAAAGAUAAAUGUCAAGAUAUCAAAGGAGAUGUUUUUAAACAUUCCAAUGCAUCAGAAUGUUUUACAAGGCUAGCAGUAAUUUGCAGGAAUCACAGUGACAUUUCAGGCGCAAAAGUCUACUGUGAAACAGCUUUGAAACUGGCUGAAGAAGAUAAGGAGGAAGAGCAUUGUGAGUUCGGACCCACACCUCCUUUCCUUGUGGAUAUUUACAACUUACUGGGCAUAAUUCUGCGUGAGUUGGGUGACUUGCAAAAUUCUAGGGAAAAACAUGAACGCGCUCUAGACAUUCAGUUGAAAUAUUAUGGGCGCGCGCAAGUUGAUGUGGCAUAUACAUACCACCAUCUAGGUAAUGUACAGUACGACCGGGGUAACCUGGAGCAGGCCAUGAAGUAUCACGAACGUGCUUUAGAAAUCCAGAAGGAGAAUCUUGGUCAUGAUCAUAUUCAUUUGGCAUUUUCCUUCACUACCAUGGGUGUCGUGGAGAGCGAACUAGGAAACCUACAACAUGCACAGCAUUAUUUUGAACGUGCCCUGGACAUUAGGUUGAAAACGCCUGAACAGGAGGAUGUUAAUGUCGCGCGUAUUUACCAUGAGUUGGGUAAUAUACAGCGUAAAUUGGGUGACCUGCAGAAGUCCGAAAAGUCUUACAAAAGUGCUCUAAAUAUUUGGUCAGAAAAGCUUGGACCCGAUCGUGUUAAUGCCUCGCGAACUUACUUUGGCUUGGCAAAUGUGCAGCGUAUCUUGGGUAAUCUGCAACAGGCCAAGGAGAACUGUGAACAUGCCCUAGAAAUUCAGUUGACCGAGCUUGGAAGCGAACAUGAUGAUGUUGCGCUCACUUACUCCAAAUUGGGUGGUAUACAGCGUGAAUUGGGUGAACUGGAGAAGGCAAAGGAAAGCUUUGAACAUGCUUUAAACAUUAAGCUGAAAAAGCUUGGGCCAGAGCAUGCCGAUGUCGUACCUACUUACCAUAGCUUGGGUGAAGUGCAGCAUCAGUUAGGCGAUAUGCAACAGGCCAAGGAAUAUCACGAAAAAGCUUUGGCUGUACGCCUGAAAGAUCUUGAACCCGAGCAUGUUGAUAUAGCGAAUUCAUACCACCAUUUGGGUAAUGUGCAAUUUGAGUUGAAUGACAUGCAACAAGCCAAAGAGCUUUACGAACGUGCUUUAGACAUCCAAUUG
Molecule: messenger RNA, 3153 nt
Organism: Pocillopora meandrina
Lineage: Eukaryota; Metazoa; Cnidaria; Anthozoa; Scleractinia; Pocilloporidae
Source: the annotation of a GenBank genome assembly